Molecule: messenger RNA, 1626 nt
Organism: Oldenlandia corymbosa var. corymbosa
Lineage: Eukaryota; Viridiplantae; Streptophyta; Magnoliopsida; Gentianales; Rubiaceae
Source: the annotation of a GenBank genome assembly
AUGCUGAAAUCAUCAGGAGAAGUUGCAGCAAGAGGCACAUGCCGAAACCUUAGUCGCGGGCUACGGAAACAAAAACCCUCGCUCCGCGACUUGCAAAGCUGGUUUGGUGACUGCUCAGCGACCAUUCCUGAGCUGCAGGAGCAAGGUACGAUUAACGAAGGUGACUGUGAAGGUCAAGAAGAGGAUGAUGAUGCUCUGAUUGAAGAUGUUUACUUCGAGCAAGUAUCUGCGGACGAUGGAUUUGUUGGUAUAUCUUCUGAUGUUUUAGAUUCGGAUUCGGGUGUUCAUGGCUGUUGGUCAAAAGGAGAAAAAGAUAAUGCUUUGGUUCAUGACUCUGAUAAGGGUUUGUUUCAUGAGGAAGUAACCAUCUCGCACAAGAGAGGACCGAAAUCUAAAGCUGAAAAAGCGGAGUUGUUGAAAGGGGUGAUCCUGAGGCGAUCACCUGGGCUACAUAGACAUGGUUUCAUUCUUAAUUUGUUGGAGGAUUUGGAACAAGUCCUCCAUUUUAAAGUUACUAAUGCUUUGGUGAGUGAAAUCUUCUACUUCUCAGCUGUAUAUGCUAAAUCAGCAAAGGUGGAGCGUCGCACAUUAUGGCGGCAUAUGGCAACCUUUAGACAGCUUCAUCCGUCAGCUCCUUGGUUGAUUGGCGAUGAUUUUAAUGUCAUUCGUACGCUAGAAGAAUAUUCAGGGACUUUGGUUCAAGACUUGGUAGCUAUAUUGGAGUUCAAUGAAUGUCUUCAAGAAUGUGACUUAGAUGACAUUCAGGCUAUAGGCAAGGAGUUCACAUGGGGCGGCACUCAGCAAACGGGGUGGGUUUGCAAGAAGCUAAAUAGAGUCUUGAUAACACCGGAAUGGCAAGCUUUGUUCCUAGUUUCUUCACUUGAAAAUCUUAAUCGCACCACCUCGGAUCAUUGUCCUAUGCUCCAGUUUGAUGUGCAAGCAUCUAGUAAACCAAAGGAAAGGAGGCUAAGACAAGGAAUUUUUAAGAUUCAAUCUCAAAAUGGUGAAACGUUGACUAAUCCGGUGGACAUUGAGCAAGAAGCUGUAGCCUCUUUUAAGUCUCUCUUGAAUGACAAUGACAUUGAUGCUCUUUGUGAAGCAAUGACGCGCAGAUUGAAGGAUUUGGUUGCCUAUGGUACUCCGGUUGGUUCCUUGCUGGUUUCUCAUCUUGCCUUCACGGAUGAUGUUAUUAUCUUUUCAAGGGGAUUGCAAACAUCAUUGCGCGAGUUGAAUGUUUUCCUCUCAGAUUAUGAAAUAGCUUUGGGUCAAAAAAAAGGAUCUUUUCCUUUUACAUAUCUUGGCUGCAAAUUAUAUCUUGGUAGAAGGAAAGCGGCUACAUAUCAGUUACUACUGGAUACUAUUGAUCGAAGACUGCUUGGAUGGAAGAAUAAAUUGCUUAGUCAAGGUGGUUGUUUGGUGUUGAUCAAGCAUGUCUUAUCCACUAUUCCGGUGCAUGUGUUUUCAGCUCUUCCUCCUCCAAAAUCAAUCCUUCAAGAAAUUGAAAAGAGGUGUCAAAAGUUUCUUUGGAGUGCAAUGGGUGAAGAACCAAGGCACCAUUGGAGGUCGUGGGAGGGAAUCACUUAUCCAACUUCUGAAAAAUGGUUUGGGAAUACGGAAUUUCAAUAA